Messenger RNA from Elaeis guineensis (African oil palm), 856 nucleotides. RefSeq lists its product as uncharacterized. NCBI's taxonomy places the organism in Eukaryota, Viridiplantae, Streptophyta, Magnoliopsida, Arecales, Arecaceae. The record is from RefSeq and is a predicted model, not a curated record.
CCUCAUGGCUCACCAAUCCCAUCUAAAUUCCCUGCACUCUCUCAAUGAUUUCGCAGUGAAAUCACCAUACCCAAGUUCAACCUCUAGCAAGAUAAAAACCCUGCUUCAAUCCUAUGUCUUUCCACACGUGUGCCAUGUCUUCCAAGCCAUCAUCAAGGCCAAGUCCAUGGUCAUGGAGCUUCUCAACAAGAAGAAUAGCAUGGCCGCCAACUACACCAUCAAGCUAAGGAGGAAGAAAAAUAAUAAGCUCCUUAGUUCCAUUAGGAUGCAUUUCAACUGGUCCUCUUCACAUAUCACACCCAUGCCAGAGCCUGCAAGCAUGGAGGUCUUCGGCACUAGUCGCAUGUACUACGACUCGACGUGGAACUCGAUAAUUUCUACCGAGGAGGGCGAUGAAGACAUGGAGCCGCCACUCUCUGGGUACCUUCAUUGGCUUGAGGAGAAGAAUUCUGAGGCUUCAGUGAGGGAUGAUGAUGGGAGUGAGAUUGACCAGCUUGCUGAGAAGUUCAUCGCGAGCUGCCAUGAGAAAUUUAGGUUGGAGAAGCAGGAGUCUUAUAGGAGGUACCAAGAGAUGCUUGCUAGAAGCAUGUGAAGAGUGAUAAAUGUAGUGUGGCAGUCUUAGUCUUUGAGCUUUUGGUGGUGAUAGAGUAAAAUAGGUGAUGUGGGUUGAGCUGUGUGUUACUUGUCCUUACUCUGUCGUUCUUCUUAGUUUACAUAUGGGCUGUGAAAACCGUAGAGUUGAUGACAAUUUGGAGGUCCUACAGUCUGAUUAGAGAUGCCACAAGUCCAGCUGUUGCAUGUUGAAAGUUCUUCAAUCUCAUAUUAGAUGACGAUUGGCAUCUCUUCCAACUGAGAU